Molecule: messenger RNA, 431 nt
Organism: Sardina pilchardus (European sardine)
Lineage: Eukaryota; Metazoa; Chordata; Actinopteri; Clupeiformes; Clupeidae
Product: renin receptor-like
Exons: 2
Coding region: 1-360 (119 amino acids)
Biological process (GO): positive regulation of Wnt signaling pathway
Cellular component (GO): membrane; external side of plasma membrane
Molecular function (GO): signaling receptor activity
Source: RefSeq, a predicted model, not a curated record
AUGGUUCACUUUGGUAUUUACCUACACCUGUUGUCUUUGUUGCAGUUUGUUGACAGCAUCUAUGGCGUCUACAGCAACAAUGCGGUGGCUGAGGUGGUCACAGUCAAGACCUUCGAAGCGCCUCUCACCAGAAAGUCUCGCUCCAUUCUCGAGUCAAAGCAGAUUAGCAACCCAGGAAGUCCCUACAAUCUGGCCUACAAAUACAGCUUGGAGUACGCCGUGAUCUUCAACAUCGUGCUCUGGCUUAUGAUCCUACUGGCCCUGGCGGUCAUCGCCAUCUCGUACAACCUGUGGAACAUGGACCCCGGCUACGACAGCAUCAUCUACAGGAUGACCAAUCAGAAGAUCCGCAUGGACUGAGCACUCUGUUCCCAUACCUACAUGUCCUCAUUCUACUUCCUGUGCUGAUGUUUGUUUAGUUUUCUCCUGUC